Molecule: messenger RNA, 358 nt
Organism: Cylicocyclus nassatus
Lineage: Eukaryota; Metazoa; Nematoda; Chromadorea; Rhabditida; Strongylidae
Source: the annotation of a GenBank genome assembly
AUGUAUUCACUCAAAUAUUUAAUCACCGUUCUUGCUCUCGUCGGUUGUGCAUUAGCCAUCAAAUGCUAUUACGGAACUACGAAGAAUAAAGACAAGCCGCCAAAGAGCACCAGAGAAUGUAACCAUAUAAAAUAUUGCGUAAAGGAAACUAAGAAAUCUGGUAAAGACAGAAUUCACGAAUAUGGCUGUCCUGAAACGGUGCUUUCUUGCAUGAAAGUAGGUUGCGAAACAAAAAACGAUGUCACCAGAUGCUGCUGUAAUAAGGAUCUCUGCAAUGGAUCAAAUACUUCGCCAGUUCUUCUCUCGUUCAUCCCACUUAUCGUAACAAAGAUGAUUCUCUAGCCAUAACAGUGUCCUU